This is a messenger RNA of Acanthopagrus latus (yellowfin seabream), 705 nucleotides long. RefSeq names its product nudix (nucleoside diphosphate linked moiety X)-type motif 15 (gene nudt15). Gene Ontology annotation, molecular function: 8-oxo-7,8-dihydrodeoxyguanosine triphosphate pyrophosphatase activity. The transcript has 3 exons. NCBI's taxonomy places the organism in Eukaryota, Metazoa, Chordata, Actinopteri, Spariformes, Sparidae. Gene Ontology annotation, biological process: dGTP catabolic process. The record is from RefSeq and is a predicted model, not a curated record. Gene Ontology annotation, cellular component: cytosol. The coding region runs from base 33 to 506 and encodes 157 amino acids.
CUCAUUUAUGACUCGUUUAUUAUUUUAUCCAGAUGUCUAAUAAAGCCGUAAAACGUCCAGGAGUCGGGGUCGGAGUGUUGGUGACAGACUCAGCCCACCCAGGCUGUGUUCUCCUCGGGAGAAGGAGAAGUGAAAUGGGCAAAGGGACCUACCAGCUCCCCGGUGGCCACUUGGAGUUUGGGGAGACGUGGGAGGACUGCGCUCACAGAGAGGUGUUGGAGGAAGCAGGGGUUCAUUUGGUGGACGUGGGCUUUGCGUCGGUGGUGAACUCGGUCAGACUGGAGGAGCAGUACCACUACGUCACCAUAAUCAUGCAAGGGAAACUCGACAGGGAGCAGUCAGGGGAGCCGGAGAACCUGGAGCCUGAGAAGAACGAGGGUUGGAUGUGGACGCAGUGGGACCAGUUUCCCCCUGAGGAGCAGCUCUUCUUGCCGCUUGCCGGUCUGAGACAACAAGGCUUCCAUCCGUUCAGGAACACAGUAACAAACACUGAAACUGAGCUGUGAAACUGGCUGUUACAGCAGGAAACCUUUCUCGUUCCCCAAAGGAUAAAUCCAACACACGCUUUAAAACUCUUCUUUCAUCUGUUAUGGUACAUACUGUAAUAAUUUCCGAUGUUAUGCAUUUUUACUUUCUAUUCAGGACACACAGAUGGGUUGGGUUGUUCUUACUCUUGGUAUUUAAAUUAAAAACAAACAUAAAAAA